Condylura cristata (star-nosed mole) is the source of this 1498-nucleotide messenger RNA. RefSeq names its product Bet1 golgi vesicular membrane trafficking protein (gene BET1). The coding region runs from base 135 to 491 and encodes 118 amino acids. Gene Ontology annotation, cellular component: SNARE complex; Golgi trans cisterna. The record is from RefSeq and is a predicted model, not a curated record. Gene Ontology annotation, molecular function: SNAP receptor activity. NCBI's taxonomy places the organism in Eukaryota, Metazoa, Chordata, Mammalia, Eulipotyphla, Talpidae. Gene Ontology annotation, biological process: vesicle fusion with Golgi apparatus; endoplasmic reticulum to Golgi vesicle-mediated transport. The transcript is spliced from 4 exons.
ACUGAUGUCGUGGCGCUUUGGGGUGAAGAGCCUGGUGCUUGUCUUGGCCCUGGUACCGAAGACGCUGUCCGGGUGGCACCAGGCUCCUUCUUACCCACCACUCCGCUCGCCUUUAUCCUCCUUCCUCUGGCAAAAUGAGACGUGCAGGCCUGGGUGAAGGAAUACCUCCUGGCAACCAUAGAAACUAUGGCUAUGCUAAUAGUGGGUACAGUGCUUGUGAAGAAGAAAAUGACAGACUCACUGAAAGUCUGAGAAACAAAGUCACUGCUAUAAAAUCUCUUUCCAUUGAAAUAGGCCAGGAAGUUAAAAAUCAAAAUAAAUUAUUAGCUGAAAUGGAUUCACAAUUUGAUUCUACAACUGGAUUUCUAGGGAAAACGAUGGGAAGGCUGAAGAUUUUAUCAAAAGGGAGCCAAACAAAGCUGCUGUGCUAUAUGAUGCUGUUUUCACUGUUUGUCUUUUUUGUUAUUUACUGGAUUAUUAAACUGAGGUGAUGCAAAUAAGUCUGAGUUUGGAAUUUGUCCCAGUUUAGUGGCUUGGAGUGCCACUGCAAAAAAGUCAGCAUCUGAACAUUCCUAAUUCUCAAAUACUAUGGCUUUUCCAUUGAAGAUCAUCAAAUUUGACUUGUUUUAUAACUCACUUUAGGUAAUACAGUGCUCUUUUAAUACUGUUUCUUAAUGAUUCAUUGUUUGCCUCUAUUUUCAGGGGCACUGAGUGGCCUGAAACCAGCCCAGCCCUAAUAAUUUUACAUUGUUUGCUAACUUUCAGGUGAGAUAGCAAUAUGAUCUUCUGUUCCUACCAUAAAUGUAGGCAUCUGCCCCAUAGGGACACUUAGUCACAUUGUAACAAAAUGCUUGGAGAGCCUGGAGAGCCUAGUACUGUGCUCCUGAGGGAGUGAACAGUUUGUGACACAAUGGUAAAUGCAGUUUCCUGAAUUGUCAUCAACGGAAACAAUGCACUCUCCUUUCCUCCUUUAUUUGGCUAAAAUUGUGGGUUGCAAUCUUUUUCUCUACAAUUUUUCUAAUUUUUGAUGAUAUAACUCCAUCAGUUCCUCUAGCCAAUGGCCUCAUUCUUUAAUAAAAACUUGUUAUUUGGGAAUAUUUCUAGUAGAGUCCAACAUAAUUAUGUACUAGUAUAGUUGAUGUUUUCUAUUGACUUUAUACAUAUCAUUGGUUUGGCUUCUAAUAGUUUUAUGAUUUUAGCUACUUUUAGUUAUUUGUGACAGAAUAAUGUGAAGCUAAAGUAAUUGCUAAGCUUUGAGUAGAAAUAAAGUGUUUAAGAAAAUGAAUUGCCUCUGCUGCAUUACAUGUUAAAGGAUAUAUUGAAGAAUACUGAAUUUGCAAGUAAGACUAUUGUCACUUUAAUCCAAUAUAUUUGUUUAUAGAAAGCAAAACGCAAGGUGGACUGUUGAGUAGAAAGAAAUAUUAAAAUGUUAAAUACUCUGUAUUUCUCCUGUUUUGGAACGUAUCCAUUUAUAGGUUCUCAAUAAAUUUUUUAAUGA